CAAUAGUCUUUAAUACUGUGAUUAAUAACAACAAACCUGGUAAUAGGCACGAAUAUAAUAGUAGCUAUGAUUAUAGUAUUGGAUAUAAAUAUAGUCUUGAGCACGAAUAUGAUAGUAAGCAUGAAUAUAGUAUUAGGUACAAAUAUGAUAGUGGAGAUAAAUAUAGUAUCGGUGGAUAUGAACAAUGUGGUAGUGGCACAAACAUGCAUGAAUAUGAUAGUACGAAUGAACAUAAUAGUUCAAAUGAACAUGAUA
Racocetra persica is the source of this 255-nucleotide messenger RNA. The record is from the annotation of a GenBank genome assembly. NCBI's taxonomy places the organism in Eukaryota, Fungi, Glomeromycota, Glomeromycetes, Diversisporales, Gigasporaceae.